GGGUCCCACUUCACCGGAGUCUCAGUUUGAACAAAACCCCUAUAACCCUCCAAGCCGUUAACUUUAUAGUGAGGAGCUUCAUUGUCUAAUUUUGCAAUAGGGAGUUGAAGGAAAAGUAAAAAGGAAUGGGUAGUGAAAUUGAAAGUGGUCUGGAAGAGAAAUUGACGUCUUUGCUGGAGCAGCUGCAGGCCGAAUGCGGGAUUUUUGAGAGGAUUGUUUACAAGAACAAGAACCAGCACAGGAGAUGCUCCUAUUUCCAGUACCUGCUCAAGGUGAGAAGGGAUUUGAGGCUGUUGCAAUCUGCUAAACUGGAAGAGCUUGUGGGUUCUUGCUUCCAAGUUAUCACUGGCAGGAAACCCAAGCAAAAGAUGUAUCUGCUAGAGAGCUUGAAGUGGAGGCAAACUGACUCUGGAGUACCCAAUUUUUUGGAGAGACUUCUGGGAGCUGCACGCUUACUGUCACAGAUGGUUGAGCCAAUUUUGAAGGCAGCAACGUAUCCUGUUUUGCUAGCUAGGGGAGGUAUCUAUUUUGCUUGCACGCUCUUUCUUCAUGGAGUUUUGUUUGGCAGUUUUGGCACUGCUUGCACGCCUUAGAGUUUUGGUUCAGCAGAUAUUGCUUGAUGUUGUUUCACUGUCCAACACGGUAUCUUCGAUUGCCCAGAAUAAGCAGUCUGUGAAAGUAAAUCAGAAAGGAAUAGAGGUCUUUCGAGAGUAUUAUCCGACGAACAAGGAAUUUACCACCCUAGAGUGUGUUUGGAAAGUCGAUAAAUUUGUGUUACUCGAAAGAGUACAGAAAACUGAGGUAAAAGAAGAUGAGGAGACCAUCAAAGAUGCCAACAACGAAAGAAAAGCUAUACGGUAUCGAAGUAUUAAGGCAUUUCUUAGAGAGAUUAAUGAUGAUGAUGAUGAUGACGUUGAAAAGAUGGAAGUCGAGCACCCCGUCAAAGAAGACCCUUCUCUCGUGAAGAAAGACGAGGGCUUGACAGCUGCUGGAUCCCCAAUUCCGAAAGAGAGUGAGCAUCAGGAGCAAGGCGAUGGUAUUGAAAUGGAGGAUGACUUUCGAGCAAGUCCUGGGAAAGGAGGCGAUGUGAAUGCUACCUCAAGCUCUUCCCCGGCUGCAGAAACAUCUACACCAAACUCCAGUAGUUCAAGGCAAGUGGCAUUCGUUUCAGUGAAAAGACCUGCUGCACCUCCUACAUCUGCUGCUGGUGCAUUCAUAGCUGUUAAAAGGCCUGCAACAUCGACUUCGAACGUGACCACACCAGCACAUUCAAGGGAUAGUGGAAAGGAAGCAGAUGGCAAGGAGGAUUCUCUUUUCAAUUUGCUUACUGAUGGUGCAAACCUCAAGAAUAGUCUCUUCUGAUCCCAAUGCCUUGGAUUAACUUAUUGGUUCAUUUGUGCAGAGAGGAUUGUGAUGUAGGGAAGCAAAAUGUUUUGAAUGGAUAGGGAAUUGUUCGUUAGGAAAGCACUUAAUAUGUAAUGAAAUGUAACUUGCCUAGACAGACACUGUUUGUUAGAGCUAGCUUAUGACCCAUCAUGAGGAUAUUUAAAUGUUCUCGUCCUCUUCAAAGAAACCAUCUCAAUGGGAUUGGUUUCCCGCUAUUUUGGAUCCACUGGCCAUUAUGAGAAGAAAUGAAUGUGUGAUGUUACA
Messenger RNA from Linum tenue, 1650 nucleotides. The record is from the annotation of a GenBank genome assembly. NCBI's taxonomy places the organism in Eukaryota, Viridiplantae, Streptophyta, Magnoliopsida, Malpighiales, Linaceae.